UUGAGAAUUACUUUUUUUUUUAGUGAUAUUUUGUAAUGAAAAAAGUUAAUGUAGUAUGUAAUUAUGAUAGUUGUUUUUAAAUAAUGAGUUAUGUAAAAGUAUAACUGAAAUUAAAAUAUAUUUAUUGUUGAUUAAUUUGAAAAUUUAAAUGGUUAGGAUAAAAAUAAUGUUUAUAAUAAUAAACUGUCAAUUAUUUAUAUGUAAAGAUAUUUAAUAAUGGUUGUCAAUCAACGAAAAUUGAAACAAAUUGGGUUUGUUGUCUUCUGUAUAUUAUUAGGUUUAGGAUUUUAUAAAGGAGUAUCCAACAUAGAAAAUGGACCAUCGUUGGCGAUUUCAAAAAAACUAUCACUUGUCAGUGAUCGUGAGCUAGAUGAUAAACGAGAAAUAAAUUACCAAGAGAAUGAAGUAAUAAAUUCUGUAAAUAACAAUAAUGAUGAUCUGCAAGAAAUGAAAAAUCGUAUCCACGAAUUGGAAGAAAAAAUAAAUCAAAUGGAAUCUCAGAUAGAUAAUCGUGUGCCGAAGAGAUUUCCUAGUGUUAAAUUUUUGAAUUAUAAAAAUAGAAGACGGAUAUUAAUUACUGGAGGUGCUGGCUUUGUUGGGUCUCAUUUGGUUGAUCGGUUGAUGCUUGAAGGGCACGAAGUUAUUGUUGUGGAUAAUUUUUUUACUGGAAGAAAACGCAACGUCGAACACUGGGUUGGCCAUGAGAAUUUCGAACUGGUUCAUCAUGAUAUUGUUAGACCAGUUUAUCUUGAAGUAGAUGAGAUUUAUCAUCUUGCUAGUCCUGCUAGUCCGCCUCAUUAUAUGCAUAAUCCUGUUAAGACUCUUAAAACUAAUACCAUCGGAACUAUUAAUAUGCUCGGACUGGCAAAACGAGUUGGUGCUAAAGUAUUAAUUGCAAGUACGUCUGAAAUAUAUGGAGACCCGAUGGAACAUCCGCAAUCAGAGACAUAUUGGGGCCAUGUCAAUCCAAUUGGGCCUAGAGCUUGUUAUGAUGAAGGAAAACGUGUAGCAGAGACACUGAGUUACGCUUAUAUGCAUCAAGAAAAUAUAAAAGUACGGGUGGCGCGAAUUUUCAAUACCUACGGACCGCGAAUGCAUAUGAUUGACGGCAGAGUUGUGUCAAAUUUCAUCCUCCAAGCGCUGCAGAACGACUCAAUAACGAUUUAUGGCAAUGGAGAACAGACUAGAUCCUUUCAAUAUGUUUCGGAUUUAGUUGAUGGACUUGUAACUCUUAUGGCAUCUAAUUACACCCAGCCAAUAAAUAUUGGUAAUCCUGUAGAACAUACUAUUGAAGAGUUCGCUAUGAUUAUUAAAGACUUAAUCGGGGGUACAAGUAAAAUAAUAAGACUUGCUGCUGUCGAAGAUGAUCCUCAGCGGCGCAAACCAGAUAUAUCACGUGCUAAAAAGUAUCUUAAUUGGGAGCCUAAAGUAUCAUUGGCAGAAGGGCUAAAAAAGACAAUUGCAUAUUUUGUUAAAGAAUUACAAAGGACUAAACAUUUACAAAAAGACAUGGCGCGUGUUCCAUUUGUUAAUGAUCACGAUAUAGUCGAUCAGUUAUAAAUAUUUUAUUAAAUUUUAAUUUAUAUGUUUUUAUAAUAUUUUGUUUAUAAAUUUAUAUAAAUAUUUAAAGAACAAACCGGUGAAACAAACAGUGAAGUAAAAAUUAUUUUUGUUAAUUUUUUUUUUCCAGUGAUAGUGUCAAAGAAAGUGUACGAUUAAUAUAAAUUAUUAAUUUAAAGUCAACCGAAUUGUGAUGUAAAAAUAUAAAUUUAAAAAAAAAACAAGAUUACUGUUAUUGUAAAAAAAAUUUUGACUGACACUGUAAAUAUCUAAAAAAUAAUUUAUUGUUUAUAAAUAUAAUAAAAGUACAUACGUAAAUGUAAAUGAAUGUAUGUUUAUGCGAUACGAAUGUUGACCUCUACGAGAAAGAUAAAAAAAAGAAUCUAUA
Messenger RNA from Microplitis demolitor, 1948 nucleotides. It is a transcript of the gene Uxs, whose product is annotated as UDP-glucuronic acid decarboxylase 1. Lineage: Eukaryota; Metazoa; Arthropoda; Insecta; Hymenoptera; Braconidae. Gene Ontology annotation, cellular component: cytoplasm. Gene Ontology annotation, molecular function: NAD+ binding; UDP-glucuronate decarboxylase activity. Gene Ontology annotation, biological process: D-xylose metabolic process. The coding region runs from base 217 to 1560 and encodes 447 amino acids. The transcript has 5 exons. The record is from RefSeq and is a predicted model, not a curated record.